This is a messenger RNA of Westerdykella ornata, 1547 nucleotides long. RefSeq lists its product as uncharacterized. NCBI's taxonomy places the organism in Eukaryota, Fungi, Ascomycota, Dothideomycetes, Pleosporales, Sporormiaceae. The coding region runs from base 170 to 1435 and encodes 421 amino acids. The transcript has 5 exons. The record is from RefSeq and is a predicted model, not a curated record.
UAAAAGAGUAGGCUCCUGUUUCGCAACCUCGCUCCAUCGCCAGCCCAACUACUCCUCCUCCACUCGUUAUCUGCCGCAACGAUGUGAAGAGCUGUUAGCUCUUCAGCCUUACACACGUCUCCAGCGUUGAAGUCGACAGCAGGAGCCUCGACUCCUCCACUCAUGAGUCAUGUCAGCGUUCACGCCAGAACAACUGGCGUAUAUGGAAGCGCAUAGGGACGAUUCCAGAGUUGCGGAAAUCCACUGGGUGUAUAGUGUACCCAUUGCGGCGUCGAUUAUCAGCACAGCCUUGCGGUUAUGGGCGAAGCGUGCGGGGAGAAAUGGCAUCACGCUGGAUGAUUACUUGAUCGUCUUCGCAACAAUAUGUCUUAUUGGAGAAUGUGCAAGCGGCUUGGGCUACGGCCCACCCCAUGGUAUGGGAAGACACGUCAUCGCCGUCGACCCGGAGGACUUGAAGAUGGUCAGACUAGGUGACUACGUCUUCAGCCACUUCUACGACUUUGCACUCGUGUUCGUCAAACUCGGCAUCCUCACAUUCUACUACCGCGUCUUCGUCGUACCACUCUUCCGGAAAUGCGUCCUGGCCGUUAUUGCCUUCGUCAUCGCCUGGGGAAUCGGCAUUACCGUCACCCUGGCCCUCGUGUGCCAACCCAUCCAGGCAUUUUGGGACAGCAAUGUCAAGGGCAAAUGUCUGCACUUGGUCGAGUUCACCUACUUCACCAAUAUUUCGAAUCUCAUCACCGAUCUCAUCAUCUUCGUCAUGCCGUGGCCGGUCAUUUGGCACCUGCAACUCCAGAGAAAGAAGAAGCUCCUGCUGGGUCUAAUCUUCUCGGCCGGACUAGCAACAUGCGUCGUAUCCGCCAUCCGUCUCACCGUCGUCUUCGGCCACGGAGAUCCAGAUUUCACAUGGUACUACGUCCCGCUCGGCGCGUACUCGGCCUUCGAGCCCCUCGGCGGCAUCCUCUGCACAAACCUACCCAUUAUCUGGCACAUGUGGAGGAAGCGGAGACCUCUCCUCCCCGGUUCAUCCAUCUUCAAAUCACACCCGUCGUCGACGGCGACACCGGGGUCCGGGGAAUCACGACGGAGCCGCAUCGCGCGGUCGCUGGGCCUCAGCGCUUACGACCAUUCUGGCACCGACAGCCAGGCGCGGACGAUUCUGGGUAACGAGGAUGGGACGGCGUCGGCGGCUUUUGGGACGGAGAUCAUGAAGGAGAAUACGAGCGUGACUGCAACGCCGAGAUCGCCGCAAUACUGGACGAGGGUGGAAAGAAGACCGGGAGAGGCAGGCGGCUCGAGUAGUGAAGACGCCCGGGGCGCUGGAGAGGAGGCGGGUGAAGGACCGCCGAAGCCUCUGGCCUCAGGGAAGGCGGUGGGUGCGCCGAGAAGUGGGCAGGGUGUUAAGAAGACUGUCUGGGAGGUGAGGAGGAAAUAGAGCAGGCCACGUUCAACCGCUGGACUCCCCCACGGUUCGACUCCUCCUUUCGCGACCGACGUGUCAGUAUGCUCUCGUCCUGGACGAGUUGGAGCGCGAGAGGCCCCUCUAC